CACAGGACAAAGCACCAAGCCCUACAGUCAGAGAGGAAACACAGAGUCUAAGAGUGUGGACGGGACAGAGGGGACAGUGGCAAGGGAAGCCUGGUGCAGUGGAAGGAGGGGAGACGGGUGGGGCAGAGGGCCCCAGGACCAUGGCUGAGUCUGUCACCUAUGCCGACCUGCGGUUUGUGAAGGCUCCUCUGAAGAAGAGAAUCUCCAGCCAUUUAGGGCAGGAUCCUGACGAUGAUGGGGAACUCACCUAUGAGAAUGUCCAAGUGCCCCCAACCUCAGGGGGAGCCUCAAGCCUGGCUUCCUCUGGACCAGGAGGCAAAGCUGGUGGUCUUCAGUCCGAGCAGCCGACGGCGUCCUGGAACCCCGUGACGUCACCAGCAGCCAGGCGCCUCCUGGUCUGCCGUUCAGCCUUCUCGAAAUACCUCCUGGGCCUGCUCCUUACCUGCCUGCUGUUAGGGAUGGCUGCUGUCUCCCUGGGAGUGCGCUAUCUGCAGGUGUCUCAGCAGCUCCAGCACGUGAACAGGGUGCUGGAAGCCACUAACAGCAGUCUGAGGCAGCAGCUCCGCCUGAAGAUCACCCAGCUGGGGCAGAGGGAGCAGGAUCUGCAGGGGUCCAGGAAGGAGCUGGCCCAGAGUCAGGAAGCACUAGAGGUGGAACAAAGGGAUUGCCAGGCUGUCAAGGAGCAGUUACAGGCCUGCCAGUCCGACAGCAAGGCAACAAAGGAGACCUUGCAAAGGGAGGAGGAACAGAGGAGGAUGCUGGAGGAGAGGCUGAAUAGAAUCCGGGACACAGUGAAACCCUUCUACACAAUGGGUCCAGAAGACACCUGCUGUCCUCUGGGAUGGAUACUGAUGGAGAGGAAAUGCUUUUACAUCUCACCUGUUAGGAGAAAUUGGGAGGAGAGCAGAAACUAUUGUAAUACCCUGUCCUCCAGCCUGGCCAUAGUUAGUGACUAUUCUUAUUCAGGUUAUCGCAACAGCCUCUUAUAUAAAUUUUUGGCACAAGUUAGUUGGUCUGAUUCAUACUGGAUUGACGGCAGGCCAAAGGAUGGGCAUUGGACUAAUGGUAAAGGCUCUGGGUAUCAUCCUCAAAAUCAACACUGUCGCAAGAUUCCAUACAGCUGGUCAGCAACCCAGGAUUGUACUAUUUCUCUUCCCUGCAUCUGUGAGAGGGAAGUUCUUAAGUGUCCAGAUCAGCACUGAGCUGAAUACUCACACCAGCAAGAGCCUGUGCCCCUCAUCCCUAACUCGCAGCCACAGGUCCCGUGAUGAUCUCCCUCCAGAGUUCCCUCGCUCUGCGGGGAUGGUGCCUGGCCAAGGACUGAUGUAGCCCAACACUUUGCCUGCCUGAAAUCCUGCCCCAGAAACUGGACUAUUCUUGGGAAAAAAAAGGUGCUGAAACCUCAGGAAAAGAUUUUGGCCUCCUCAAGAACCUCUCAUAGUGGAAUGGGGGGAUUGGGGGAGGAGGGCGCAUGGCCUGAGCGGAUAGGGGCAGCCCGGAGCCAGCCAGGCAGUUUUAUUGAAAUAUUUUUAAAUAA
Molecule: messenger RNA, 1537 nt
Organism: Phyllostomus hastatus (greater spear-nosed bat)
Lineage: Eukaryota; Metazoa; Chordata; Mammalia; Chiroptera; Phyllostomidae
Gene: CD72
Product: CD72 molecule
Exons: 9
Coding region: 141-1202 (353 amino acids)
Cellular component (GO): plasma membrane
Molecular function (GO): transmembrane signaling receptor activity
Source: RefSeq, a predicted model, not a curated record